CUAGUGCAUUCUGGGAUUUUUUCCUUAAUUAUGUAAUCUACAGCUUUUUGUAAGAAAAAAUAUUUAGUUCAACGAAAAAAUAUAUAUUCCGGCGGGGGUUUGAUUUAUGAAGAAAUCCGGAUGAUGUUUCUGUGAACAUAAACAUACAGUCAUACAGCUCAAGCUCAAAGACGAUGCCGCUCCGCCAGCUCUGCGGCGUUGCUCCUCCUCGCCAUCACCCCGUGACGACCACGUCUGCUCGAUAUCUCGGAGCUCCGCUCCAAUUUCAAAACCCCAGCAAAUCCCCCAAGCCCAGAUCCGCCCUCCCGGCAGCAUCAGCAAUCCCUAGAAUCAGCUCCUCCUCCUCCUCCACCGCUGCGCAAUCACGAUCGGCGGCCAAGCAGCACCUCCUCCGGCUCAUCUCCGACCAAGACCGAGGGUUGAAGACCCAGCGCGACCCCGCUAAGCUCAAUUCCAUCGUCGAGGCCAUCAAUUGCAUAGCGGAGCUAGGGAGGGAUACCGUCACGACGGGGGAUUCCCUUUCGGCUGCGUGGCGGCUGCUGUGGACGACGGAGAAAGAGCAGCUGUUUAUCAUCGAGAAGGCCCCGCUGUUGGGGACCAAAGCAGGGGAUGUUCUGCAGGUGAUCGAUGUGGAGAAAGGGAGCCUCAAUAAUGCCAUUACUUUCCCGCCCGACGGCGUUUUCUUCGUCCGCUCCACCAUCGAAAUCGCUUCCACUCAGAGGCUCAAUUUCAGAUUUACGAGUGCGGUGUUGCGAGGGAAGAACUGGGAGAUUCCGUUGCCGCCUUUCGGGCAGGGUUGGUUCGAGACGGUGUACCUGGACGAGGAGAUUCGAGUGGCGAAAGAUAUUAGGGGCGACUAUUUAGUUGUUGAUCGAGCUCCCUAUACUUGGAAAGAAUGACAAUUUGACAACUUCAAGGUAUAUUUAUGUGUACUAAGUCGUUUAUGCGUCACCCUGUAUAUGAGUUCUUUUUGUAUCGUUUGAUAACGUGAAGCUCACACUUGUAACGCGUAAGUUGCAGCCUUGGAUACCCUAAGAUAUGAUCAUCACUUUCGAAACCCACAUUCAUUCUCUUCGUAUGACUGAAAUUGGUUUAGGGUGCGUUUGGAUAAGUGUAUUUUAAAUGUAAGAUAUUUGAAAUACUAGCAUUUGAAAUGGAUGUAUUUGAAGUAUUA
This is a messenger RNA of Linum tenue, 1174 nucleotides long. NCBI's taxonomy places the organism in Eukaryota, Viridiplantae, Streptophyta, Magnoliopsida, Malpighiales, Linaceae. The record is from the annotation of a GenBank genome assembly.